AUGGCCACCAUCACCGUGUCAUCUCUGCUGAACUCAGACGGACAUUCGUUGUUACUAUCUCGAUCUUCUCUCACGAAAUUAAGAGCCAGCAGCCAACAUCACGGUGCCCACUUUCGAAGAUCCAAGCGAGAGAAGUUGAUUCGAGUUGCACUUCCGACUUCUGUGAAAAAGAAUGUCGGCGGUGAGGACGAAUUUCAUGAGGAAUGUCAAGCGGACUUCUGCAAGGGUUGGACCGAUGGCAACGGCAUGCCAGCCCAGCGUUUGGUCAGCCAAUUUGAUGGCCUGUCAGUCGCGAUUUCGGACAGGGUCGAGAUGCAUUCAAUUCUAGCGCAGCAACGUGAUAAUUGGAAUCGGCUGCUUCACAAUACAAUUACUUUCACCUCAGUUUCUGCUGCCGUAGCUUCGUCUCUGAACGGGGCCGCAACUGCUCAGGGACUGCAACUGGUGGCCAUCAUUCUCGGAACGGGCGCAGCUGCUCUUAUGACCCUCGUCAGCAAAUUCCAGCCGUCACAGCUCGCCGAAGAGCAACGACAUGCUGCUCGCUUCUUCAAGAGACUGGGAGCUGAAGUCGAAGCUACUUUAGACGUCGAUCCGAGACUGCGUGAAGAAGCGUCGGCUUACUGGGAGCAGUCCGUUGGCACCUUGCAUGCUCUAGACCGAGCUUUUCCUCUGCCACUGACCCCAAUCGUGGUCGAGAAGUUCCCCAAGCACGUGUGUCCAUCGCAGCUCAGUGGCGAAUUGGGUCUAUCUCGACCUGAAGUUGAAGAAUCCUCGCAGUCCCCUAGCAAUGGAUGGACGUCGUCAGUAGUGGAAGACCUCAAGCACACUGCUAACCUUCUUCACGAUUCAGACGUACCAGAAUACGUAAAUCUGGCCAACAAUGCGAAGAUCAUCAACCUGAUUUUGUCCAUCGUCUCUCCUCUACUGGCAACAGCAGGUGUGGCACUAAACAUGGCAAGCUGUCCUUCUGUAGCUGCAGCAGUCACCUUGGGGUCCCUGUUUGCGCAUACUUUGGCACAGGCUCUUCAGAUGGGUGCUGUGUAUGAGGUUUAUAGAAACUGCGCUGGCUACUACGCAGACGUGGAGAAGUCCAUCGAACGAGUACUGCGAUUACCUGUUCAUCAACGUCAAGAUGCUGGUAUUUUUCUCCAUAAGACCUCGAUGCUGCUAGGGAGGACACCCGGGGUGACACCGAUUGCUGGAAUCAGUGAUAAAAAGGCAGGCACAUUAUUUUAG
Marchantia polymorpha subsp. ruderalis is the source of this 1236-nucleotide messenger RNA. NCBI's taxonomy places the organism in Eukaryota, Viridiplantae, Streptophyta, Marchantiopsida, Marchantiales, Marchantiaceae. The record is from the annotation of a GenBank genome assembly.